GGAGGACUUACUGUGCCAAAGAUUGCUAUGCCUCAUCUCAGAGUUCCAGAUUCACUGUUUUCUGCCAUGGACUUGACCAAAAUUUCAGACAUGACAAAGCUCCAUCAAGCUGUGGCUACUGGGGAUUAUAAUUUAGUGAAAAAGAUUUUGAAGAAAGGUCUUUGUGACCCAAACUACAAGGACAAAGACUGGAAUGAUCGGACCCCACUUCACUGGGCUGCAAUCAAAGGACAAAUGGAGGUGAUGCACAUCCUGAUAGAAUACGGAGCCAGUCCUUGCCUGGUGACUGAUGUAGGCUGGACCCCAGCUCACUUUGCCGCUGAGUCAGGCCACCUGAAUGUGCUCAAAACUCUCCACGCACUGCGUGCUGCCAUUGAUGCCCCUGACUUCUUCGGAGACACCCCAAGAAGGAUCGCACAGAUCUAUGGGCAGAAAGCCUGUGAAGCAUUCCUGGAGAAGGCAGAACCCGAGUGCCGGGACCAUCGCCGCGCCGCCCUCCAGCAGGGGCUGCCGCUAGAGGAGCGGGACCCAGAAUGGGACGCCAAGAAGAGGGAGCUGGAGCUGACUCUCCCUUCCCGGAAUCCAAACUCAAGGAAAAAGGAGAAGAGAAGCCGAGGGCCCCCCAGGCUCAGCAACCGCAGGGAGCGGAGAGUGUAA
Messenger RNA from Lepus europaeus (European hare), 657 nucleotides. RefSeq names its product ankyrin repeat domain 66 (gene ANKRD66). Lineage: Eukaryota; Metazoa; Chordata; Mammalia; Lagomorpha; Leporidae. Bases 28 to 657 code for a protein of 209 amino acids. Gene Ontology annotation, molecular function: protein binding. The record is from RefSeq and is a predicted model, not a curated record. The transcript has 4 exons.